Messenger RNA from Amblyraja radiata (thorny skate), 4010 nucleotides. It is a transcript of the gene tfec, whose product is annotated as transcription factor EC. Gene Ontology annotation, biological process: regulation of transcription by RNA polymerase II. The record is from RefSeq and is a predicted model, not a curated record. Gene Ontology annotation, molecular function: protein dimerization activity; RNA polymerase II cis-regulatory region sequence-specific DNA binding; DNA-binding transcription factor activity, RNA polymerase II-specific. NCBI's taxonomy places the organism in Eukaryota, Metazoa, Chordata, Chondrichthyes, Rajiformes, Rajidae. Bases 28 to 1227 code for a protein of 399 amino acids. Gene Ontology annotation, cellular component: nucleus. The transcript is spliced from 8 exons.
CUUCUUAGCCAAGAUUUCCUAAAUUUAAUGAUGUUGGAGUACAGCUGGUAUGGGCAGGUCCAGACACACCUAGAAAACUCAACAAAGUACCACAUCCACCAGGCUCAGAGGCAGCAGGUGAAGCAGUACCUGGCACUGGGCACCAAGUUUUCCAAUCAGAGCCUUUCCAUUUCUCACGCACACCUGGGAGAGUCUAUUGGAGCACCUCCUGUUAUGAGAAAUGGUCAUCUCCCCUCUGGCAAUGAAACUAAUAUGCCCGACAGUCCAAUCACACUGCUAUCUCUGGGAACCAACCAAGAAAAUGAGAUGGAUGAUGUUAUCGAUGAUAUAAUCAGUUUGGAAUCAAGUUGCUUUAAUGAAGAUUCCCCCAGCUGUAUGGAGCCGUCAUCUCUAAUGCACAACACAUUGCCGUUGUGUAGCAGUAUCUUGGAUGUCUAUGGUGGUGAUGAGGGUAUGAAUACAACUGAUAUUGGACUCACACACGGUUCCUGUUCUAUGAACCUUCCAUUAAAAAGGGAAAUCACAGUUACUCACUCUAGAAAUGCUGAAACACAUGCACUAGUUAAAGAAAGGCAAAAGAAAGAUAAUCACAACUUGAUUGAACGAAGACGAAGAUACAACAUCAAUUACCGAAUUAAAGAGCUUGGUACCUUAAUUCCAAAGUCAAAUGACCCACUUUUAUUUAAAGAUGACCUUUUACUCUGCAGUGAUGUGCGCUGGAACAAAGGUACAAUUUUGAAAGCAAGUGUGGAGUACAUCAAGUGGCUUCAGAAAGAGCAGCACCGUGUUCGAGAAUUAGAAAACAGGCAAAAGAAACUGGAGCAAGCUAACCGGAGACUGCUGCUGCGGAUUCAGGAGCUGGAAAUGCAGGCUAGAGCUCAUGGUCUGCCCACCAUGUCUUCAGGUCUUAGUCCUAUGGAGCUGGCUGCCCACCUCGUCAAGCAUGAAUCCCACCAAGGGGGAAAUGGUUCUGAUUAUCUGCAGCAAGCAACAUUGCCUCAGAUGUUGAGUGAACUCAAUGAAGGGUCCUAUAACUAUUUGGAUCCUUUAUCUCAUUUCACAGACUUGUCCUUCAGUGCAUCUUUAAAACAAGAGAAUCGGCUUGAUGAAACACUAAUGGACAACACCAUCUCCGUGGGCUCAAAUCAUAUGUCUGCGACAUCACCCAGUGCAUCUAAAGGUAGUAGUAGGAGAAGCAGCUUCAGCUCGGAUGAUGAUGAAUUAUGAUCGAUGCAGUGAUCCAAUAAAGGACUGAGAUUGUUCUAUUUCUCAAGAAAAAUGAUUAAAACACAGUCGAUUUGCUUAACUACUGAUUUCCUGCGAGCCAUUUGCACAUUGGUAUUCCAAAUCUUCACUGUAUAGGGUCAGAACUCCUUCCUCAUCCAUGUUCAUUUUACUCUGGUGCUGCUAAUCCUUCAUGAGAAAAGCUGGAGUUCACAAAUAGCCAAGUUAAAAUUGUGUAUUUUCAGAAGCGAUAUAACAUUUUGUAUGAAGAAUUAACAUGGAAUGUAAAUCUUCCAACUCUUCCUUAUUUUAUUCUCAAAGGGCCAAUUGAUUCAUUUACUGAGCACUAGGUGGGAGAAUUUUAUUUGCCUGUUAAUUUAAAAAUGUAAUUUUGUGGAAGGGUGAAGAUUACCGUGGCUGGAAAUAAUUGGAGGUAGCACCAAAAUCUGUCAAACUAAGUCUGACAAAUACACACAAAACUAGAUAUGUAGUUGGCCUGUCCCAAUGGAAUGAUUGCAGAUGCAACGUGGUUUAUUGAAGGAUCUGACAAAAAUGUAUUUCAGAAAAAAACUUUAUUGAAUGUGUCUGCUAAGAAUUUUAAGUCAGAAAUGUUUUUCUCCUUGGUCAAACUGUAAGCAUGUGCUUUGAGGAAUUUUUUUUUUAGGUUUGUCAAAUCUUGCUUAAUGGGAUGUGGAGCAGAACAGUGAACUGCUUCCCAUUUUUUUGUUAUUUAAAAACGGAAAUUGAGCAAAAGGGAGAUUUUUUUUAAAUUUGAGAAAUACCCAGUUGAGUCAAAAAUAACCACAUUCUUAUGGUAAUUAAUCCACAGCUAUGGUGAAUUAGUUGUAUUGUGCACACACAAACACCAAUGUUUAGAGUAUAAUUAGUAUGUACAUUAGUUUGUGAGAAUUGUAAUGCAUUAAGCUAAUGCAAAAAAUAGAAAUAUACGUCAGGUUUUUCUUAAGUUGGAUAGGAAGUGGGACAAAGAAAUAGUGGAACAAAUCAAUUGAAGAAAAAUACCUUUAAUUAUGUUUAUAUUAAGUAGAAGUGUAUCAGUGUGUUACUUCCCAUUUUUGUAUUAAAAAGGUAAAUAGGUUGUCAAAUUUAAUUUCUACAUAUUGGAGUUGACCAUUAUUUUUAUAUGCUAUUUCAACAUCUCAAUGCAAGGCAUUUUCUUCACACAAAUGUACAUUAAUCAGAUGAUAGAACUGUUCUCUCCAUAAUGGAUCCAUUUGUUAAUGGAAUACGAGUGUCAUAACAUUGUUGCAUUAAAAAUAUAGAGGUAAAACAGAAGCCCUUCAAACAUUUGCCUCCAUCUUUCUUUAUGAGCAAGGGAAUCCUAAAAAUAAGGCACUGUGCUACAAGAUAUUGAGAAUGAUGUGGUCAGAUGGAGAUGAGUUCUAAGAAGAGUUUUAAGAGGAAGCAAACAGAGAAACGAAGGAAAGGGGAUAUUUCAAAGCUGAAGUCCCUGCUGACAAUAUGUGUAAAAACAGAAGAAAGCCAGAUAUGGAGAAAUGUUAAACGUCAAAAUGUGUCUUGAGGCUGGAUGAAAUUAUAAACAUGGGGCGUAGUGAGAUUUUGAAGGGACUUAGACAGGAAAGGGGAUUUUAAAUGGACUGAUGACUUAGAACUACAUUUGGCUAGCAAAAAUGGAAGAGGCGGUGGUAAGCAGGACUUGAUGCAGAUUAGAAUGUGGUUAACUAAAUUUGAAUUAACUCUUAAUUGCUGCUGAUGGUCUUGUUCCCGCUGCUGAAUAAGGCUUUGGAUCUGCUGGAAUGCUAUAUUUUGUAGUCUGCAACUUGUCGCAAAUUAAUGGGAUAUAAUGGUGGGGUGAGGUGGGUGGGGGAACUUGUGUGACACCAUUUUUGAUCACUUGCAUUAUAGAUUAAAUCAUAACAUGGGAAUUGUAAGCAGCAGUAUGUCUUUUGGCUCUUUGCAUCUUAUCCCUUGAACCUUGCUCUUUGUUGUCUAUGACGGCUGAUUCCAUGUUCUUGUAUCAUUCCCCACCCCCUGAUAUUCGUUAAUUUUUCUUGGUGUAUAAUCCAUUAUUCUCAGUCUUGAAUAUACUCAACAUUCACAGUCUGUGGAAAAUUCCAACCAUUCAUAACAAUAUGAAUGAAAACAUUUCUACUUUUUAUUCUGGUCCAAAAUUGCUGAUAUCUUUUUCAGAGCCAAUGCUUUACAUCCCUUGUUUUGGAAGGACAUCCUUCAAAUAUCCAGACAUUUUUAAAAGUAAUGAGCAUUGAUUGUGUAUGAAUCAUUAACAUUUACAGUAAGGUUUGGAAAAAGUUGAUUUCAUGAUUCAUUUUGCUGUCAUUAACAAUGUUAUUUUACAUAUUUUUCCAAUUAAAUUUAAUUUUCAAUGGGAGAGAAUAUUUGUCAUCAUUCCUUUCUGUAUAAAUGGGGUUACAAUUGUUACAAUAUACAGAUCAGUUGACCAGUUUUGAAAAUGAAGGAAGAGAUGAAGAUUUUGACCGUUUUUUAAUGUGUAAGGCUGUGUAAUGUGUAAUGUUGUGGAAGGGUUUUGGGUCUUAAGCAUUGACAAUCAUGAAUAUUUUUGACUUGUAAGCCUAUAUCCAAGACUACAAACUAUUUUCAGAAAUGUACUGUUAUUGUAUUUCGAAUUUUGUAUGAAAUAACAUUUUGUAAGAUUUGUACAUAUUAAUCUUUUGUGAAGAGAUUUGUAACAGAAUUUUUGUGUGAAAAAUCAUGUACAGUUUGUUUAUAUGUGACCACUGUCUGAACUAUUCCUGAAGCUAGUAAAUUCCUCAAAAAUAGCAUCAAAC